Molecule: messenger RNA, 3951 nt
Organism: Brassica oleracea var. oleracea
Lineage: Eukaryota; Viridiplantae; Streptophyta; Magnoliopsida; Brassicales; Brassicaceae
Product: RNA polymerase II C-terminal domain phosphatase-like 3
Exons: 11
Coding region: 220-3807 (1195 amino acids)
Cellular component (GO): nucleus
Molecular function (GO): RNA polymerase II CTD heptapeptide repeat phosphatase activity
Source: RefSeq, a predicted model, not a curated record
UUUUUUCACAAUAAUCUCUCAAGCUCGUCGGCGUCGGGAGAAAAAAAAACAAAAUCUCAAAAUUGGAUCUGGAUUUGAAAAAAGAAAAAAAGCAAAGAGAUUUGAAAAUCUCCGAUCGAGAAUUUGAAUUUGAAAUUCUUAACUUGAAAUCUCUGUUUCUUUUUGAAUCAACGGAUUAAAACCCUAAUUUUCCGUUAUUUGGGAUCGAAUUCGAAUCGAAUGGGGAACGACGAUGAUUUGAUUGUGUUGGCUGCGGGUGUAGAGGACGGAGAGAUCGCUUCUGCGUCGGGUAACGCUUCGAUUGAAGUUAGGCAGAGUACGGUGGCUGAUGGCGGAGACGUCGAUGUUGGCGGUGUGACGGGAGGAGGAAGAGGAGGAGGAUUUGACGGCAAUUCUAGGGUUUGGACAAUGCGUGAUUUGAUGACGAAGUAUCCUGAGUACCGCGGAUACGCGAACUCGGGUUUGUCGAAUUUCGCUUGGGCGCAAGCUGUGCAGAACAAGCCGCUGAGUGAAGGUUUGGGGAAGGAGUAUGAGACGAGAGAGGGUGGUGGUGGUGAUAAGAUUGUGAUUGAAGACAGUGAUGAUGAGAAAGAGGAAGGAGAGUUGGAGGAAGGGGAGAUUGAUUUGGACUCUACGAGAGAUGAUGAGAUGGAAACUGAAUCUCUUGUUGUCUUGACAAGUGUUGCUGACGAAUUGGAAGAUGAUAGGGUUCGGAAGGAGAGAGAGUUGGAGACCAAAGUGAAACUGAUCCGUGAUGUGUUGGAGAGUACGUCCUUGGUUCAAGCGCAGAUAGCAUUUGAAGGAGUGUGUUCUAGACUUUUGGGGGCUUUGGAGUCUUUGCGAGAGCUUGUUUCUGAUAAUGAUGAUUUUCCUAAGAGGGAUACUUUAAUGCAAUUGUCGUUUGCUUCUCUUCAGACCAUAAACUCCGUGUUUACCUCCAUGAACAAUAUGUCCAAGGAGCUUAAUAAGGAUACUAUGUCGAGAUUGGUAUCUCUGGUAAAUGACCAUUGUUCCAGGUUUCUCUCAUCUAACCAGAGAAUUGAGAUAGAGGCCAUGAAUCAAAACCUAAGACGCUCUGCUAUUUCACUUAGCGCUGGAGCCAGUAGUGAGGAGAAUGUUAACCGAAUGACUCAGACAAGUAAUGGUGACUUGUUUCCUGCAAAGAAUCUGUCUACAGAAGGUACUCGUAGAGGAGCCUUCUACGCAAGGAGCAGGCUGCCUCUGCUAGACCUUCACAUGGACCAUGAUGCAGACAGCCUUCCAUCGCCCACAAGGGAAACAACACCAAGUUUACCCGUAAAUGGUCGCCAUAUGAUGGCUAGACCAGGUUUCCCCUUUGGUAAAGAGGGCCAAACGAGUGAAGUUGCCAAAGUCCAUCAUCCAUAUGAGAGUGAGGCCCUUAAAGCAGUUUCGAAUUACCAGAAAAAAUUUGGAGUUAAUUCAUUAUUUAAAACGGAUGACCUUCCAAGUCCAACACCGUCAGGAGAACCUAAUGACGGCAAUGGAGGCACUGGUGGCGAAGUUUCUAGCUCUGUUGUUGCCAGUAAAAAGCCGGGGACUCUCAUGACUUAUGGGCAAGACGUUCCUCUGCCCUCCACUUUUAGUUCUAGAAGCAUGCCUGUUGUAUCGAGCACUGUUCCACCACAUCCUUUGUCCAUUUAUGGUAUGUCUACACCAGCUGGUGCAACUCAAACAGUUCUUGCAUCUGAUCAGACAGUGAAACCUUCUGCAAAGAGUCGAGAUCCAAGACUACGGCUUGCAAAACCUGAUGGUGCCGCCAGUGUAACCAUUAGUCCUAGAGUAGUGCCUUCUGCAGAAUUGGUGAACCAAAGAAAGCAAAAAGCCACCAGUGAACUUUUUAUUGAUGGGCCUACAUGGAAAAGAAAAAAGAGUGAUAAUGAUGCGCAAAAGGCUACUAAUAUUGGUGGCUGGCUAGAGGAUACAGAAUCAUCAGGGCACCCAAAACUGGAAUCCAAGCCUAGGCUGAUUGAGGCCGGAGUAACAUCUAUGAAAACAAGUGUUAUGCCCACGAAUGCUGUCACUGUGACUCCAAAAGUAACUACGGCAACUUCAACUGAAGCACUGUCAUCUCUUUUUAAGGAUUUUGCAGAAAAUCCUACAAUGCUUAAUCCUACAAUGAUUAUGAAUAUCCUUAAAAUGGGACAAAAGCAAACGGUACCUGAAAAAGCUCCUCAGAAGCCAAUGGAUCCAAGAAGAGCAGCACAACUUCCUGGCUCUUCUUCCGUACCACCAGUGGUAGCUCCACCAGUUAGUAUACCUGCAUCGAAUGCUUUACCUGCUAAUUUUCCACAGCCAGGAGCGCCUAAGGACGAAUCUGGAAGCAUUCGCAUGAAACCACGUGAUCCUCGCCGAAUCCUGCUUGGAAGUACUCUUCAAAGAACAGACUCUGUGGCAGAGAAACAGUCCAAACUAAAUGACUCCUCCACUCUGAAGGGUAAGACAGAAGUGUUAGAAACACCUUCCCAGCUCGUUCCACGGCAGAGUAUUAGCCUGAAUGGUACCAGCAACAUGAGAGUUUCUGGUGAACCUGUCAGAGGAAAGACACCUGACUUCACCAAAAAUCUGAAAAAUGUUGCUGAUAUGUCUGUCUUAUCACAACAAGUUGGCAAUCCAUUAGCAACUACACAUGCAGCAGACCUUAAGACAGACAAAGAUCAGGAGGAGAGUGCGUCAGUUUCAGCAGCAUCCGUAACGGCUGCAGCUGGUCCCACUCGUUCCAUGAACAGUUGGGGAGAUGUGGAACACCUGUUUGAAGGAUAUGAUGACAAGCAGAGAGUAGCUAUCCAAAAAGAGAGAACUCGAAGGUUAGAGGAACAGAAGAAAAUGUUUGGAUCAAAAAAGCUCUCUCUUGUCUUAGAUUUAGACCACACCCUUCUCAACUCAGCUAAGUUUCAUGAGGUUGAAACCGCCCAUGAGGCGAUGUUGAGGAAGAAGGAAGAACAAGAUCGUGACAAACCAUAUAGACAUCUCUUUCGCUUCCCCCACAUGGGAAUGUGGACUAAACUGAGACCAGGGAUUUGGAAUUUUUUGGAGAAGGCUAGCAAGCUGUACGAGUUACAUCUUUACACUAUGGGCAACAAAUUGUACGCUACAGAGAUGGCCAAACUGCUUGAUCCUGAAGGGGUUCUGUUUAAUGGGCGAGUCAUAUCGAAAGGAGAUGAUGGAGAUCCUCUUGAUGGAGAUGAAAGAGUACCCAAGAGCAAAGAUUUAGAAGGAGUUAUGGGCAUGGAAUCGUCUGUUGUGAUCAUAGACGACUCUGUGCGAGUGUGGCCUCAUAACAAAAUGAACUUAAUAGUUGUUGAAAGAUAUACUUAUUUUCCUUGCAGUAGACGGCAGUUUGGGCUUCUUGGUCCUUCUCUUCUUGAGGUAGAUUUCGAUGAGCGACCUGAGGAAGGCACAUUGGCAUCUACAUUAGCGGUUAUUGAGAGAAUACAUAAAAACUUCUUCUCUCACACUUCACUAGACGAAGCAGAUGUGAGGAAUAUUUUAGCUUCCGAGCAACGGAAGAUCUUGGCUGGUUGUCGGAUUGUGUUUAGUCGGAUAUUUCCAGUGGGUGAAGCCAACCCGCAGUUGCAUCCCUUGUGGCAGACUGCUGAGCAGUUUGGUGCUGUCUGCACAACACAGGCUGAUGAACAUAUCACUCAUGUUGUCACAAACUCUCUCGGAACUGACAAGGUGAAUUGGGCACUAAGCAGGGGUAAAUUUGUUGUUCAUCCUGGCUGGGUGGAAGCAUCAGCGUUUCUGUACCAGAGAGCAAACGAAAGCAAUUUUGCCAUCAAACCUUAAAUACCAAAAUGCAUUUCCCGCCUGCUAAAUAUCGUCCCCCACCUUAUGAUCCAAUUUGACAUUUGUUAUGGCCUGAAAACCCCAAAAGGUCAUAUCGGGUUUGAUUAGGCAAAGCCCCGGUGGGUACAUAUGCAUUCAUUUGCC